This is a messenger RNA of Aedes aegypti (yellow fever mosquito), 1509 nucleotides long. RefSeq lists its product as uncharacterized. Bases 149 to 1441 code for a protein of 430 amino acids. The record is from RefSeq and is a predicted model, not a curated record. Gene Ontology annotation, molecular function: protein binding. NCBI's taxonomy places the organism in Eukaryota, Metazoa, Arthropoda, Insecta, Diptera, Culicidae. The transcript has 2 exons.
UUUGCUUCUUGAAAUGGAUAGGGUGAUUAUGAUGACGUCCCGUGCGGCCUUAAGUAAAAUUAGAAUCAUUAUCACAGCAAUAAUAAACAAAAAAAACUCAGUAGGCUGAAUAAGUAAUCGACAUUGUAUUUUACCCACAACCUCAAACAUGAGCGCUUCCAGUCUUAUCCGCCCGGGACUUACAACGGCCAUCGUCGGUCACCUACCCGCCAUCAAGUCACGCCUUCGGAAAAAAGUGCCUCUACUGACUUUUCAAGACGUUCGACGCGCACGAAUCCCAUUCUACGAGGCCCUGGCCAGCGAGCUGUACGAAGGUGGCUGCCCAAAUGCGGCCUUCCUUCUGCUUCAGUUGAUUGAAUUCGAGCACGAUCAUGUCCCACCGACUUCGGACCCAUCAAUCGAGGAGAAACGUUUGAAAAAUUCUAAAAAUUUGCUCAAUUUCCUGUUUAAAUCGUUAAGAGAAGCCGAGGGCCAUAAAAACGAGCAGCGCUUUGCCGAUGAGGUGGAACACCUGUUGAAGAUCGGUCGAUCGUUUCAGGAUGAUGCUCAAAAGCGUUGGAUCGCGCGGCAAUUCUUCCUAAUUGGACUGGAUCGAUGCGCGGAUUGCCAGUUGGAAGGAAGCAGGAUCGGAACAUUGGUGAAAUAUUAUUACGGAUCGUUUUUGUUAAAAGAUCAAAUUCUGGAUGAGGCUGUACAGAUGCUGGAGUCGGCAGAAAGCUGGGCAAGUGGUAAAAGUUGGCCUUUGGACGAAGGGAAAGGCAUUUUCGGCUCGCAGUUGCUGAUUAGUGAGAUCUAUCAUCAGCUGUUCUUGGCAUAUUCGGCAAUGUGCGAGCGGUAUAAGCUCACCGAUGCGAUGCAGUUUGACUUGUACAUACAGUUGAGCCACGAAGCAGCUGUAAAAUCAAACCUGGACGCCGUCCUUUGUGAGUCGUACAUAAAAUACGGGGACUUUCAACUUGACCAGGGAAAUCAUCGCGAAGCUCUCAAUUGCUACAAACAAGCUUCGAAAAAGGCGAGAAGCACUAACGCUUUGGACAAAGUUUGCAAACUCAACAUUCGAAUGGCGGCUGCUCAUCGAAGUCUCAAUGAAAUGAAAGAUUGUGAGAUUUUGCUUAGGAAUGUAGACAGCAUGACAUCUUGUGACCGGAAGUCCGAAUGCUACGCCGAAUUGCAAUUGCUAAACGGUGAAAUCCAUUUCUGGAACGGAAGGCUGCCGGAGGCCUUGGAAGCCUUCAACGAAGCCCGAGACGUCUACAAGCAUCUGCAGAUGGAGAGUAAAAUGAUUCAAGCUUGUUGCUUUGCUGCACUGGCUGCUGGGGAAACGCACUUUGGUCAAUAUGCUAAAUUAGUCAAGAAGGUAGAAUUUCAGGGACCUAUUUCUGAGAAUGAAAGCCUAUUCAAACUUUUGCAAUGGAACGUAGAUAAUGUGCCUUUCUGGUGAAUUAGUUUUGUUAUGAAGAUGCCAAUAUGUAUAUUUCAGUAAUAAAGCGGUUUUUGCAUACGAAGAUA